This is a messenger RNA of Chaetura pelagica (chimney swift), 2820 nucleotides long. It is a transcript of the gene CDCA2, whose product is annotated as cell division cycle associated 2. Gene Ontology annotation, biological process: regulation of chromosome segregation; regulation of mitotic nuclear division. Gene Ontology annotation, cellular component: nucleus; chromosome. Lineage: Eukaryota; Metazoa; Chordata; Aves; Apodiformes; Apodidae. The record is from RefSeq and is a predicted model, not a curated record.
AUGCACAAGAGUAUAAAUUCUCCCCUGGAAGUUAAAGAAAAUGAGAACAGAUACCCUGAAGAGAGGGAAGAAGCCUCUUUGCCUGAUCUGCCAAAAGACCAGAAAAUUUGCAAAGUAAUUAAAUCAAAAGUCAUCAAGGCAUCCGAGAAGGAGAAUUUGAGUGAUGAAAACCAGGAGCAGUUGCAAAAAUGCAACCUGAAGCACACCAGAGUCCUGGGGAAGGAAUCACAGCCCAGCAAGGAGGAUGUUGAUAACUGUCAGGUUUCUGAGUGCUCUUUUGAGAUGCUGAAAGGUGAUGUGGCUGGUGAACAUCCUUUGCCUUUGAACAGCAAGGAAAAUGUUCCAAGAAGUAGACCUGUUUCUUGGGGGGAUGAAUGCUACUUGACACCUACAAGGGACAAAGCAGAAGAAAAAUCUGAUUGUGGAAUAUCAGAGGAGCAGAGGAAAACACCUGUUGAUUUUGCAGCUGCAACAAUUGCUGAAUUGGGGAUUACUCAGAAAAGUUUUACUAAACGAUCUGGGAAGUCUCCAACUUCACUGAAGUACAGACGAAGAUCAGCAAUUGGAGUUCGGGGCUCCCCAGAAAACAACACCCUUAUCAGGUACCUGGCCCAGCAGAGAAGCAACAGGCAAAGAGAAGCUGUUAGGCUGCAGGUUAGUCCUUUCAGACAUGAAAAUGUCAGGUCACUGAAGGAGAAGCUGGAUGCCUUUCAGACAUCUUUUGCAUCAGUACAAGAAGCUGAAGGGGACACUGGCUUCUCUGAGCUGUCACAGGUGGAUGAUGCUGCCCAGGAAGCAGCUUCUUGUUCUGAUGUAUCAGAUCCAAGCAGAGACCAAAUUAUUUUUGUGGAAGAGCUGAGCCUGGUAAUACCUGAUGAAAGGGAGCCCCCUGUCACCUCACACACUACAGCUCCCACCACCCCACUGCAGGCAGGAAACACUUCAUUAAACGAACACACACCCAGGGGCCUCCAUCUGCGGUCGGUGUUAAAGAAAACUCCAGUGAAGCAGCUAAUGGAAAAGAAAUAUUCAAACGGUGCAGUUGAUGGAGGAGGUGAAUCUCUCACAGUCUCCAGUUGUGCUACCAUCUCUGAAGCUCUGCAAACAGAAAAUACUGAAAGAUACAGCUCUGAAAAGCCAAAGAAAAGAGUUACUUUUGGAGAAGUUCUGAGCCCAGAAAUAUUUGAUGAAACUUUGCCUGCAAACACUCCCUUGCGCAGAGGAGCGACUCCAGCCCGGCAGGCAGGGCUGCAGAGCAACAGCCCUUCUGCAAGGGCAGCUCUCCCUGAACAACCAUUACCCCAGCCAGACUUUGAUUGCAGUGAUGAAUGUGUUGAGCCUCCUCAAGAGUUAGUGGAGGAUCCUGUCGCUGCAGAAGACCUCAUACCUGCUGCAAAUGCAGAAGCAGAAACUGACAAAUGUGAUGUGAUUAGAACUCGUUCUACUAGAAGAAAGAGUAGCACCAUUUUAGAGGAGACUGAUUUUACCAUCUCACAAGCCACAGAUCCUAAUGCUAAAGACACUAAAAAUCCCAGAAAGAGCAAGUUUCAACAACAGAAGAAUGUGACCACAUCUGCUGCCAAAAAAACACAAAAAGCAAGACAAACUAAGUUUGGGAAAAGAAGAAAGAAAAAAGUAAAAAAAGCUUUAUAUGGGGAAAGAGAGAUGGCUUCUAAGAAACCUCUUCUCAGCCCUAUCCCUGAAGUUCCAGAGUUCUUCUCUUUUGUCCCAUCUCCAAACUCAUCUCCAAACUCACCCGACACAAUUUCACUUUUUUCAGAGGAUGUGUUUUUAGAUAAUACCAGAUCUUGGAACACUCACAAGGAUGUUCAACAGUAUCCAGUGGUUGAAAGAAUGAGAGAGAAAACCAGCUGUGCAGUUCCUGUGUGUCCAAGCUCUGUGGACCUGGACAUGGCAGAAGCCAGCAGUUCCAGUGACACAGAAUUCCAGGUAUCUCCUGGGGAUCAGAAGUCUGUUUCUGGCAUUGAUCAAGAGCUUUCAAACAUUGUGCCAGAUGCAAAUUGUGGUUUUGCUACAUCUGACUAUUUACAAGAAGGCAAAGAGACUGCAUGUGCAAAAGAAGCAAAUGAAGGUGGUUCCUUAAUAGACAAUGAGAAAUCACAGGGAAGUCCCCUAAAUAAGGUAGGGCAGCUAACUGGGCUCAAAUUGCUAGAACAGCAGGACACUGAUGUACAUGAGGGUGCCCAAAGAACUCAGUCUCCACAGAAGGAUUUUAUCAGAGGUAGUCCACCAAGAAGAAGAAGAAAAAGAAGAAGUAGUUCCAUCUAUUUUCCUCCUGUUGAAAAAUUGGAAAUAACUGGAAACGAUCUUGCAGUUUAUUCUUACAAUGUGGAGGAAAUCUUAUCCUGUCCUCAGCCCAAAAAGGACUCCUCAGAGCCUUGUAGAAAAAAGAGUGAGAAUGGUAGUGAACACAGAGUGAGGCGCAGCAUGAGAUUACAUAAAGGUGCAGAAAUGGAAGGACUUGCAUGGAUUCAAGUACCCAGUGAGAUGCAAGGGAACCCUCCCCUGCCAGCUUCUGCUGGCAAAGGCAGGAGAACAAGAAGCACAUCCAUCCUGACAGAGAAUAUUCACUACAGGGAACAAAACCUCACCCAGUGUUCAGCACCAGGGAAGGAAAACACUGACUCUGCUCAGCUGGCUGAUGGUCCGUGCAAAAGAUGGAGGAGGAAAAGCUUGUGUGUGUCCACACUUCAAGAAACAAGAACUUGGUUUCAAACCCGGAAAAAGAGCAUGCCAAAUUCUGAAAGGAGCCUCAGAAGUAACCAAAACCAUUAUGAAGAGGUAGAAAAAUCUCUUUGA